This is a messenger RNA of Antechinus flavipes (yellow-footed antechinus), 7531 nucleotides long. RefSeq names its product major facilitator superfamily domain containing 14A (gene SLC71A1). Bases 5074 to 6546 code for a protein of 490 amino acids. NCBI's taxonomy places the organism in Eukaryota, Metazoa, Chordata, Mammalia, Dasyuromorphia, Dasyuridae. Gene Ontology annotation, biological process: transmembrane transport. The record is from RefSeq and is a predicted model, not a curated record. Gene Ontology annotation, molecular function: transmembrane transporter activity. Gene Ontology annotation, cellular component: membrane. The transcript has 12 exons.
AUCUUCUAAAUGUAUUCAUGAAUAAGAAAUACUAAAUAUCCAAUGACUUCAUUUUGUUAGCUUUGACUAAUUUUUUUGAAGAAGUCAUCAGUUGUCUAAUUUAUUACAAAAUUUACCAGAAUAAAGCACAUCCACCCAUUACCUCUCCAACAUGGAGGGCAUAAUUAUUUUUAUUGGCUUUUGUUUUUCAAAAAUGAGUACGGGAUAUUUUAACAUGUAGUAGUGAUGUCAUAUAUCUUGCAACUGCAUAUUCUAAUAACAAAUGGAAUUAGUGAUAUUUAGAUAAUUCAUAGUCAUAAAAUGGAAAUUUUUUUAAAAUUUUUAUUUAAUAAUUACUUUAUAUUGACAGAAUCCAUGCUAGGGUAAUUUUUUUACAACAUUAUCCCUUGCACUCAUUUUUGUUCUGAUUUUUCCCCUCCCUCCCUCCAUCCCUCCCCUAGAUGGCAAGCAGUCCUAUAUAUGUUGGAUAUGUUGCAGUAUAUAAUGGAAAGUUUUUUUAAUCAAAAUAUACUUCUUAAAUAAAAUCCAAGCAAAACUACCUACCCAAAGUUAGAAGCAACUUUAAUAGAUUUUGAUGUAAUAUAUAGUCCAUAACAAGCAUGUUUGCCCUUUCCUGCCAUCACUGUUCAUCUUCUAGGCUAAGAACUAUUUAAAAUUUAUUUUGAUUAAGAUUUUAUUAUGUUGAUGUAUUUCUCAUUUCACAUUAUCUUCAGUCAAGCUCUGUAUACUCAAUUCUUUGGCUAAUUUUUGGCAGCUUUAGAAGCAUCUGGAACACUGGUGAUGGAAGAGUUUGCUGUAAAACUUGGAACAACUUCUGUGGCUGCCUACACACAGCAAUGGCAUUUGUCAAGUGGUCAACACCCUUUUCAUAUUCACUUUGGGCUAUAAUUUCUAACCAUGCUGUGUUUCUUGAAGAACUUCUGAAUAGCAUCACAUCUUUAAGGGUCAGGUAACUUGGAAAGUCUAGCUUUCUCUUUAGCAAGCUUCUGUUUCUUUUCUUUGCUCUCAGAACCUCUUCUUGAAGUGAGGGUUGUUCAGUCUGUGGUGGAUUUAGUAGUGGAUAAAGCAAAAUUGUGCCAUUCUGGCCAGUAUGUUUCUAGCUGCUGCCCAUGCUGGAGAUAGUAGCAGCGACGGCACAGUUCCCUGCAGACCCCAAGCCAGGAGACAAUAAUUCGGUUUAUUGAAUCUUUUUAAAUUUUGUUAUGAAGAAAUUUAAUAUUAACAUUUGCCAACUUGCCAUCUCAUUUUUUGUGCUUAAUUUUUUUCUAGUUUUCUUCAUUCAUUUUUGUAAGAUUUUGAAUUCCAAAUUUUUCCUCCUCCCUAAUGCCGAAAAAAGGGAGGUAUAUGUGUAUAGUCCCAUUAAGCAUAUUUUCACAUUAGUCAUGUGAAAGAAGAACGAGAACAAAAGGAAAAUGAGAUGGAAAUAAUAUGCUUUGCUCUAUAUUCAGACUCCAUAUUUCUUUCUCUAGAUGUGGAUAGUAUUCUCCAUCAUGAAUCCUUUGGAACUCUUUUGGAUCACUGUAUUGUUGAAAAGAGCUAAGUUUAUAUCACAUUACUGUUAACUAUGUACAGUGUUCUGGUUCUGCUCACUUCACUCAGCAUCAAGAACUGAAGUAUUUAAAUAGUCAAAGCAUUUAUAAAGAAUUGGACUUCAUUGAACAAAUGCAAGAAAAUGUAUCAGAUUUUCAAAUGGCCAAAAAAUUUGACUAAGGCUUAAAUGUAGUAUCAUACGUAAUGCUCACAUAUCUUGUACAAUUGUAUUCUUUCCUUUGUAAAGGACUUGUAUAAUAAAGCUACUUCCAUAUGUUUUGGCAAAAAGUCCAUAGAAACAGUUCUUCGAUCUGGUUAUAAUUUACAAUUGUUCUCCACAGAAAGUCAUUAUUUCUAUAACAAUUAUUCUACUUUUCAAUGGAUGAAUUUGAUUUUGUAUUGUUUGGGUGGUAAUUGGGAGAAGAGAAUAACAGAAUCUCAAUUUUUUCUUUACAGCAUUGUUGUUGAUAUAUAAAUUGUUCUGCUGGUUCUGCUUAUUUCAUUCUGCAUUAGUUCAUACAAGUGUUCUCACUUUUCUGAUGACAUUAUAACACAAGAGUAUUUAUUCCAUCACAUUUUUAUGACACAAAUUGUUCAGCUAUUCUCCAAGUGAUGGCAGUUUCUUCCAUCUCCAGUUUUUGUUGUUUUUUUUUUUUUUUUUUUUUUUGCUAUCACACCACUUCUUAAAUUCUGUACAAAUUUAGGGAUCUUUGUGCUAUAUUUGGAACAAACUUUUCUUUGUGCUAAAAUGCUCCAUGUUGCAGGUGCUGGCCAUAACCAUCCCCAUUAUUGACAGACCUGACUUCCUAUGUGGCCAGAAUUGGAAAAAUGUCUUACUCAUUUUUUCCCCUUGGAUUUUCCAAUAAAGUCAUUUUUAAUUCUUUAACUAACAGAUUUUUAUUUUCAAAAUAUAUGCAAAGAUAAUUUUCAACAUUCAUUCUUGUUCCAAAUUUUUCUCCUUCCCUUCCCCCAGUUUUCCCCCUAGUUAGCAAGCAAUCCAAUAUAUGUUAAAUAUCCAUACAUAUUUCCAUAUUUAUCAUGCUACACAAAAAUAAUCAGAUCAAAAAGGAAAUAAAUGAGAAAAAAAAUGCAAACAACAAAAAAGGUGAAAAUACUAUGUGGUGAUCCACAUUCAGUCCCUACAGUCCUCUCUCUGGGUGUAGAUGGCUCUCUUCAUCACAAGUCUAGUAGAACUGGCCUGAAUCACCUCAUUAUUAAAAAGAGCUAGGUAUAUUAGAAUUGAUUGUCAUAUAAUAUUGUUGUUGCUGUGUUCAAUGAUCUGAUUCUACUCACUUCACUCAAUAUCAGUUCGUGUAAGUCUCUUCAGGCCUUUUCCUGCUGAUCGUUUCUUGUAGAACAAUAAUAUUAUAACAUUCAUAGAUCAUAACUUACUCGAAUAAAGACUUUUCUAUACCUGAAGAAGUUGUGGGAUAGAAUUUGUCUUUACUACUUCUUGAUACUUGAUACUUUUGUCUACUGUCCAGUCAGGUUCUUUACACUUCUGUCAAACUCACCAUUUCUUGAGUAUUAACUACAAAACAAUUGCCAAAAUAAAGAGACUGAAAAAGCCUCUGUCUCAGCCAAAAAAAUUUAAUUUUCUUAAUAGAAAUAUGUAAUGACCAAAGGGUACACUAUUUUAGAAUAUAAUCAUCUUUGUAAAACAUAUUGAAGGAUAACUAAAGUUUACAAUCACUUUCUUUUUUCAAAUGGAUGACAAGUACAUUUCUACUAAGCCAGAUCAUACCAAAAGCAUUUAUUUAUGGAUAAAAUUUGAAACUGAAUAAUAGAUAUAGAAGGAAGCUUUUUAAGAGAUUUUCCCCCUCCUUUGAUUACAUAAACACAGCGUACACUUAUUUACUUAAGAUUUCGCAAUACAUUUGACACUUUCUUCUGCUCAUCAACAAAAUGGAAUGAUGUUACUAGAUAACUAGUAGAGUCAGGAAGAGAGAAGUGGUUGAAUGGUAGAACUCAAAGGGAUCAAAUGGGUCAAUGACAACUUAAUAGGUCUUUCAUAGAGUUCCCUAGGGAUAUGUGGUUGACACUUUAAAAAAAAAACCCCACUAAUUUGGAUAAUGGGAUAGAUUUUAUGCUUAUUAAAUUUAUGUAUGAUGCAGCUGGGAGAGUUAGCUAAACUUGGAUGACAAUUAGGAUAAUAAUGACAAGGUAGAACAUUUGGUUGAAUUCAUCAAGAUGAGCUCCACCUGGGAAAAAUGGAAAGUUUUGUAUUUUUUUUUUUAAGGGGAAUGUAGCUAAAAAACAGUUUGAAAAGAAAAAAAAAAGCUGUGUUUUAUAGGAUUGCAGCCAAAAAGCUUAUUGAUUUGGAUGAUGGGUCAUCCAGAUUAAGAGAAUGCUGGUGUCCUCUUCCUGGGUCAAUCACCUAGUCAAAGCAUUUGCUAAAUUUAUUAUGUGCCCGAUUCUGAAUUGAAUGCUGAGCAUACAAAUAGGACACAGGAAGUUUUUUUCAUCCGCCUUUGAGGCGAAGCUUGUUCUUUAUAAUUUCACAUUUAUUUUCAUUUAUUUUGCGUUCAUUAUUUCCAUUUACAUAUCAGAAAGGAUUUGCCAAAUGCCAAAGAGUAUCAGAUAUAAUCCUAAAUGAGAGGCAGCACGGUAAAGCAGUGUUCAAGAGCCUGUCUCAAGAAAACCUGACUUCAAGACCAACUUCUGUAACAGCAAUAGGAUUUAUAUAGUGCUUUAAGACACUUUGCAUAUACUAUUUUAUGGGUAAAAACCCGGCGAGAAAAGUUACUUGUUACAUAUAGAAACUGAGACUGAGAGGCUCUAAAUGACUUGCUCACACUUAACGCGGGCAAGCAAGUGUCCACAGAAAGAUCUGAACCGUUCCCCGAUCCGUAGCCUCUUCACUGUGCCCCCUUCCCAGAUCCCUAUCUCACACGCUGUUUCAUGGGUCGGUGCCCCAGAACAAGCCGGAAGAUUAGGAAACCAGGCAGCUCGUGGGACAUCUGGAAAUAAACCUUGGGAAGCUCGGGGAAGAGGAAGCCCUGCCCAGCCGGGCUUUGGAUUUGGAGUCGCAAGACCUGGGCUCUGACCCCGUUAGCCCCUUACUGCCUGUGUGACGUUGGCCCUCAGUUUCCCCAUUUGUAAAGAAGUCCGUAGCGUCAGUGUCCCUUCCAUCACUAUCGGUGAUCCUGUUUAACAACUUCCACCCGCGCUUUCUCCAGUACCUUAAUCCACUCCGACUCACGCCUGCCUCCCACUUACCACCUCUGAAUUGCAAAACGGAGUAAAGGAAAAAUAGAUUCGAGCCCUUGGGGCGGAGGACUUAAGAGAAGGGGGCUGAGAGAAUACAGUUUCCGAGAGGUUGGAGGAAUCACGUGUUCUGGAGGCGGGGCAAGAUCGGGAAUCGCCCGACGUGACGUAAUGUGACGCGACGAAGAACUGGAGGCGGGCCGGACUCCCAAGAUGGCGGCGGUCGCCUGAGCGGCUCGGGCUUGGCUGCGGGGCUCGGACGCUGCGGGCCAAGCACUCGCAGCUCGGGCCAGCCGGGAGGGGUUCAAGCAGGCGCAGGGACUCGAGAAUGGUAAAAUGACUCAGGGGAAAAAGAAGAAGCGGGCUGCGAACCGAAGUAUCAUGCUAGCCAAGAAAAUCAUCAUUAAGGACGGUGGCACGCCUCAAGGAAUAGGUUCACCUAGUGUUUAUCAUGCGGUUAUAGUUAUCUUCUUGGAGUUUUUUGCUUGGGGAUUAUUGACAGCACCUACCUUAGUGGUAUUACAUGAAACCUUCCCCAAACAUACAUUUCUAAUGAAUGGCCUCAUUCAAGGAGUAAAAGGAUUAUUGUCAUUCCUCAGUGCCCCUCUUAUUGGUGCUCUUUCUGAUGUUUGGGGUCGAAAAUCCUUCUUGCUGCUAACAGUAUUUUUCACAUGUGCACCAAUUCCAUUAAUGAAGAUCAGCCCUUGGUGGUACUUUGCUGUUAUCUCAGUUUCUGGCGUUUUUGCUGUAACUUUCUCGGUGGUAUUUGCAUAUGUAGCAGAUAUAACUCAAGAACAUGAAAGAAGCAUGGCUUAUGGGCUGGUUUCAGCAACUUUUGCUGCAAGUUUAGUAACUAGUCCUGCGAUUGGUGCCUACCUUGGACGAGCAUAUGGGGACAGCUUAGUGGUGGUCCUCGCUACAGCCAUAGCUUUGCUAGAUAUCUGUUUUAUUCUUGUUGCUGUGCCAGAAUCAUUGCCAGAAAAGAUGAGGCCAGCAUCUUGGGGAGCACCCAUUUCUUGGGAACAGGCAGAUCCUUUUGCAUCCUUAAAGAAAGUGGGCCAAGAUCCUGUAGUGCUGCUAAUUUGCAUAACAGUGUUUCUCUCUUACCUACCGGAGGCAGGCCAAUAUUCCAGCUUCUUUCUAUAUCUCAGACAGAUAAUGAGAUUUUCACCUGAAAGUGUUGCAGCCUUUAUAGCUGUCCUUGGGAUUCUUUCCAUUAUUGCACAGACUAUAGUAUUGAGUUUACUUAUGAGGUCAAUUGGAAACAAGAAUACCAUCUUACUGGGUCUAGGAUUUCAAAUAUUGCAGCUGGCAUGGUACGGCUUCGGUUCAGAGCCUUGGAUGAUGUGGGCUGCUGGAGCAGUAGCAGCCAUGUCCAGUAUUACCUUCCCAGCUGUCAGUGCACUUGUUUCACGGACUGCUGAUGCUGAUCAACAGGGUGUUGUUCAAGGAAUGAUAACAGGAAUUCGAGGAUUGUGUAAUGGGUUGGGACCAGCUCUUUAUGGAUUUAUAUUCUACAUAUUCCACGUGGAACUGAAUGAACUACAAAUAACAGAAGCAGAUUUAGGAACAAGCCAAGCUCCUCAGCAUCACACCCAAGAGAAUUCUAUCAUUCCUGGUCCCCCAUUUCUUUUUGGAGCCUGCUCUGUUCUCCUGGCUCUACUUGUUGCCUUGUUUAUCCCAGAACAUACCAACUUAAACGUAAGAGCUGGCAGCUGGAAAAAACAUUGUGGUGGUCAUAGCCAUCCUCAUAGUCCACAGGCUCCCGGAGAAGCCAAAGAACCAUUGCUGCAGGACACAAAUGUAUGACAGCAGGUAUCGGGGAAAAAAUUUGUCAGCUCCUAGUUCUUGGUUUUUCACCUGCAGUUCUGGAUGCAUAUCCAUUUUCAUCCAAAUUUCAUUUCAUAUGGUUGUCUUAAAGUUAUCUGCAUGAAAAAUAGAACCGAACAGUUCUCCAAAGAUGUCAUUUUUUAAAAAAAUGUCUCAUUUGACACCAAUCAUCAUUUGCUACUAAACUUUAUUCUAAAGCCUUAAAGUUUAGUUCUGGAAAAAAGGGAAGUUAUCUAUAAUCUCCAUGGCAUAAAUGCCUUUGCAUCCAUUUCCUUAAGGUGUUGAGUUUUAAAUUCUAUUUAUGCCGAGUCUCAGUGAGACAAUAGUAGGUAGCAUAAUUGUAGACCCAAUUAUUUUAAUGUUAUAAAAUCUUGGGUUGAGUAAUUCAAAGCCUUAUGCACUAAGGAAAAGUUUUGCAUUUUUUUAAAGUUUUUUUUUUAAAUUUUAUUUUUUACUAAAUACAGAAUCAUGUUUUAAGCUUGCUUGCAGAACAGUAAUUUUUAAAAGAAAUAUAUAAAUGCAUUGGGGGGUAAUGGGGGAAUUGUAUGAAGUAGUUAUCAGACCAUUUGGUAUUUAAAUGGGUGGGUGUUUAGGGCCUCCAAGACUUGACUGGCUCAAGCACAGCUUUCCAAAAAGUUUUCAUAUACCACUGUCGUUUUGAUGUUUGCAUAAUCACAAGGACCUCAACACUUGAAUACAGAAAAUAUAAAUUAUACAAUAAAUGACUGAUAGUCUUGAAAGUGUCAAUGUGAUAUCUUUGUAUAGAUAUAGUGGCCUUUCAGGAUUGUCACAGUAACACUUUACAAAGCUAAUGCUUGUCCUAAAUUUUCAGGACCCUAGAAGAGAGCUUUAUAUAAUAAUUACUGAUGUGAAUUUCUCUAAAGUGUAUAUUUUUGUGUCCAGUUAUUUAAGAAAUGUUACUUUGUAUAAAUUGUGUAUAAAAUAUUGUAUAGUUUAAAAUGUU